AUGGCAGCAUCACCACGCCUUCUCCUCGCUCUGAGACGGCCUUUGAUAUGCUGCCACCCUUGCAAUAUCGGCAUGAGGCGCAUAGCAACGAGCGCUGCCGAGGCCGCCUCAAAAAUGACGGAUACGUUUGCCAACAAGGUAUUUACAACGCGCCAGCUCCUUGACGCCAAUCAGCUGCAGAAACUCAGCUUGACCUUGGGACGGCGAGAAUUGUACCCAGGUCUCGAUAUUUCUGCUGAACCCCCACCGGCCAAAACCCCGGUCCCCCCGGGUUAUCACCUUGUCUACUUUACGCCAGGUGGCCUCGAGAGUGAACUGGGACCAGACGGUACCGACCGCACUUUCAACUCUCCCGCGCCAUUCACAAGGCGGAUGUGGGCUGGUGGAAAGAUGACUUGGCCGGCGGGCCCGGCCCAGCUGCGCGUCGGAGAGGUUGCCGAGGAGCGGACAAAGCUGUUGAGCGCCGUUCCCAAAAAGAGUCGCGACGGCGGCGAGAUGGUGCUGGUACAAGUCGAAAAGGAGUUCUGGGGCAAAGACGGACUGGCACUGACGGAUCAACGGUCUUGGGUUUUCCGGCCAGAACUGGAGGCGGCAACUGAGCCCGUAGCCAAGCCAGUAGAGGGCAAGGUGAAGAGAGGACCAUCAACAUUGGUGGAUGAGCAAGCAGAGGGUCAUGCAUAUCCGCUUCGGAAACUGUACUGGUCACCAGUUGGCCUCUUUCGCUUCUCAGCUCUGACUUUUAACGGUCACAAGAUCCACUACGACGAAAGCUGGACUCAGAGCGUGGAAAAUCACCCUGCACAGGUUGUCCACGGGCCGCUCAACCUAAUUAGCAUGCUUGACUAUUGGCGAGAUGUGGUGGGAAAAGGCGAGGUGGGUGAAAUCAGUUAUCGGGCAAUGUCGCCGCUCUACGCCGGCGAUACUUAUCAGAUCCGCACAUCGAACCCCGUUGAUACAGAAGAUGGCUCGCCGUGGGAAAUAUUGGUCGAGAAAGAUGGUAAGACAUGCAUGAAAGGUGCAAUUACUGAAAAGUCAUAA
Messenger RNA from Pestalotiopsis fici W106-1, 1038 nucleotides. RefSeq lists its product as uncharacterized. Lineage: Eukaryota; Fungi; Ascomycota; Sordariomycetes; Amphisphaeriales; Sporocadaceae. Gene Ontology annotation, cellular component: mitochondrion. Gene Ontology annotation, molecular function: (3R)-hydroxyacyl-[acyl-carrier-protein] dehydratase activity. The record is from RefSeq and is a predicted model, not a curated record. Bases 1 to 1038 code for a protein of 345 amino acids. The transcript is spliced from 3 exons.